Phragmites australis (common reed) is the source of this 2631-nucleotide messenger RNA. RefSeq names its product subtilisin-like protease SBT2.5. The transcript is spliced from 8 exons. Gene Ontology annotation, biological process: proteolysis. Lineage: Eukaryota; Viridiplantae; Streptophyta; Magnoliopsida; Poales; Poaceae. The record is from RefSeq and is a predicted model, not a curated record. Bases 10 to 2460 code for a protein of 816 amino acids. Gene Ontology annotation, molecular function: serine-type endopeptidase activity.
ACUAUCUUCAUGGCUUUUUUCAAGCCAUAUCUAGUGCUCUGUUAUAUUCUUACUUUUCUGAGCUUAAAUUGUGGUCCAUCUCAUGUACUUGCCAAGGUUUAUAUGGUGGUGAUGGAGGAUGACCCAGUCAUUUCUUACAAAGCAAGCCGCAACCAUGUAAUGAGAGGUGAGGAAGCUCAGAAGUACAAAGAAGUGGCGACAACAAAGCAUGACAUCUUCCUGGACUCAUUUCUCCCACUAGGAUCUUACAAGAAACUAUACAGUUACACACACCUGCUUAAUGGUUUUGCUCUCCACGCUGAAUCUGAAGAGACAGUUAGAAUUCUUAGUGGUGCAAAAGGAGUUAGGCUCAUCCAAGAAGACAUCAAAAUGGCCAAGAUGACAAUGUACACUCCAAAUUUCAUUGGAGCUAGUGGAGUCUGGCCACUCCUGGGUGGUGCUGAAAAUUCUGGUGAUGGUGUGGUGAUUGGCAUGAUUGAUACUGGCAUUGAUCCCAAGAACCCAAGCUUUGUUAGAAACAGCAUGUCAAGCCAAGAAAAGCCACCACCGGCUAGUUUCAAAGGAAUAUGUAGUACUGGGAAUAAAUUCCCUCCAGAUUCAUGCAAUGGUAAGAUAGUGGGAGCUAUGUGGUUUGCACGUGCUGGUCAAGCGUCUGGAGAGUUCAAUGCUACAAUUCACUAUGCAUCUCCUUACGAUCCAGAUGGUCAUGGCAGCCACACUGCGUCAAUCGCAGCUGGAAAUUUCCAUACACCUUUAGUAUCUAGAGGCUACAACUUUGGGCAUGCAAGCGGCAUGGCCCCUGGAGCUCGUCUUGCAAUCUACAAAGCUGCCUAUCCUUUUGGUGGAUACAUGUCAGAUGUGAUAGCUGCAGUCGACCAGGCAGUAGAGGAUGGUGUCAAUGUUAUUAGUCUUUCUAUGGGUCCUUCUUCCGUUUCAUCUGGACCAGCAUCUUUCCUCAAUAUGCUUGAGACACAACUGCUCCUUGCCACCAAGGCUGGAGUCUCAGUUAUUCAAGCAGUUGGCAAUGGAGGCCCUGAUGAGAACUCAGUCGUCUCUUUCAGCCCAUGGAUAUUAAGUGUCGCUGCUUCGACAACAGACCGGAAGUACAGAAAAUCAAUCAUAAUUGGCAAUGGGCAAGUCUUCUCUUGCGGCGCCCUUUCCCCACCAACACCAGGCAAAACAAUGUACCCACUAGCAUGGGCUGAUGAUGUGAGCAUCGAAAAUUCGACCGACGGGUCUGCCGAUUGCCAAGAUCCUAAGGUCUUCAUCGAACAUCUUGUCCAGGGAAAGGUGAUUAUUUGCAUGUUUGUGUCAUCAAACUAUUUCGAAGGAGACAGCCUUGCUGGCAUCGUGGAUACAAUUCAGAAAAUUGGAGCUGCUGGAGUCAUUGUCACUGAUCGUUAUUCGGGCGACGUCGACAUUGAAUAUGAACCUGCAUUUCCCACCACAAUUCCUUCAGCCAUAGUUCUAAACGGUGCUGACAUGCGGGCUCUCCUGAGGUACUACAACAAUAACACUGUUCGAGACGAGGAUGGAAAAAUCGUCAGCUUCGGAGCGACUGUCCGGAUUCUAGAGGGACGGCGCGCAACCUACACGGGAGAAGCACCCGUCGUCGCCGACUACUCGUCGAGGGGACCGGACGUGGAGAACGCGCAGAUGCAGCCAGCAGAGGUGCUGAAACCGAACGUCAUGGCGCCGGGGCAUCACAUAUGGGGAGCCUGGAGCCCGACGAGCCACGCCAUGCCAGAAAUCCAGGGCGAGAACUACGCAUUGCUGUCUGGCACAAGCAUGGCCACCCCGCACGUCGCGGGGGUGGCGGCGCUGAUCAAGCAGAGGCACCCGACGUGGAGCCCCGCCAUGAUCAUGUCGGCGAUCAUGACGACCGCGGACGUGACCGACCGCUCCGGGCGUCCCCUGAUGGCGAGGCGUGACGCGGGCGUCGUGGAGCCCGCGACGCCGUUCGACAUGGGCGCGGGCGCCAUCAACGCGGCGAGCGCCCUGGACCCAGGCCUGGUGUUCGACGCUGGGUACAGGGACUACCUCCAGUUCCUGUGCGCGGUGCCCGGCGUGGACGAGGCCGCGGUGCUGCGCGCGGUGGGCGCGCCGUGCCCUUCGCCCCCACCGCGGGUGGGGUCGCGGUGGUGCUCGGACCUGAACGCGCCGAGCGUGACGGUGGCGAGCCUGGUGGGGUCGCGGCGGGUGGACCGGCGGGUGACUAGCGUGGGCGCGGAGAACGAGACGUACAUGGCGUACGUGCGCGCGCCCGACGGCGUGGCGGUGCGCGUGUCGCCCAACGAGUUCGCCAUCGCGCCCGGCGCGACGCGGGCGCUGCGGAUCGUGCUCAGCACCACCGCGCCGGGGAACGCCUUCAGCUUCGGCGAGGUGGUACUCAAGAGCGACAAGAAGCACAGCGUCCGGAUCCCCCUCGCCGUGUACCCCGCUGCGGCACUGGGCCCAUGAACUCAAGAAGUACACACGUACUAUACUACUCCUAAUUCACAAUACACAUGUACCCAUGUACUACCGCACACACGAAGCAUGCAUUCCGCUGUACACAUACGCGUACGUGGCUUGUAUCCGUUCCCCAAUCUACGUUGACACAAGGCUCCUCUCUUGAGAUCAUGAGCAGGC